AUGGCGCACGGACGACCAACGCCCGCAGGAGGCUUCUACCCGUCUCUCCCUGGACUCGGCCACCGCAUGGCUGCCAAGCUCCUCGGCGCCUCGAUGUGGUUCUUCAUCUUCUACCGCGCACGACAAGACGGAGCGGUCCUCCUCGGUUUAAGGCACCCCUGGGAGCACUAG
This is a messenger RNA of Rhodotorula toruloides NP11, 171 nucleotides long. RefSeq lists its product as uncharacterized. The transcript is spliced from 4 exons. The record is from RefSeq and is a predicted model, not a curated record. Bases 1 to 171 code for a protein of 56 amino acids. NCBI's taxonomy places the organism in Eukaryota, Fungi, Basidiomycota, Microbotryomycetes, Sporidiobolales, Sporidiobolaceae. Gene Ontology annotation, cellular component: mitochondrial inner membrane.